Molecule: messenger RNA, 2761 nt
Organism: Saimiri boliviensis boliviensis (Bolivian squirrel monkey)
Lineage: Eukaryota; Metazoa; Chordata; Mammalia; Primates; Cebidae
Gene: SLA2
Product: Src like adaptor 2
Molecular function (GO): protein binding
Source: RefSeq, a predicted model, not a curated record
GUGAGAACCACAGAGUCUGCAGACGGAGCUGGAGCUCCAAGGACCCUGUGCCUAUGUCUCUAUGGUAGAGCUCAAAGGGCCCUGGGCCUUCCUCCCUGGCUCGGUUGUGCUUGGGAGGGUUCCCCAGUCCAGAUUUCAUAAGGAGCAUGGGACAGCUGAUCCAUUCCUGGUGUACAAACUGCUGACCACAGGCGGUUGCUGAGCUACCCAAACCAGCACCUAGCCUCUCCCUGAAGAUCCUCCCAGGCUGAAAGAGUUCUGGGUGCCCUAGCACCAAGAACACUGGCAGACUUCCAGAAGGUCCCUGAAAGCCCUAACCUGUUCAGCCAGAGGAUGCAUCUCAGCGGAGCCCUCUUCCCAAGCCCUUGAGGACAAACCAAUUUCCCUCGAUGAUGUGCUUCUGUGUGCUCUGCUGAGGAACAAUGGGAAGUCUGCCCAGCAGAAGAAAAUCCCUGCCAAGUCCAAGCUUGAGCCCUUCUUUCCAAGGCCAGGGACCUGUGUCCAUGGAAGCAGAGAGAAGCAAGGCCACAGCCGUGGCCCUGGGCAGUUUCCCAGCAGGUGGCCAGGCCGAGCUGUCGCUGAGACUCGGGGAGCCAUUGAUCAUUAUCUCUGAGGAUGGAGACUGGUGGACGGUGCUGUCUGAAGUCUCAGGCAGAGAGUACAACAUCCCCAGUGUUCACGUGGCAAAAGUCUCCCAUGGGUGGCUGUAUGAGGGCCUGAGUAGGGAGAAAGCUGAGGAACUGUUAUUGUUACCUGGGAACCCUGGAGGGGCCUUCCUCAUUCGAGAGAGCCAGACCAGGAGAGGCUGUUACUCUCUGUCAGUCCGCCUCAGCCGCCCUGCUUCCUGGGACCGGAUCAGACACUACAGGAUCCAAUGUCUUGACAAUGGCUGGCUGUACAUCUCACCGCGCCUCACCUUCCCCUCACUCCAGGCCCUGGUGGACCAUUACUCUGAGCUGGCGGAAGACAUCUGCUGCCUCCUCAAGGAGCCCUGUGUCCUGCAGAGGACUAGGCCACUCCCUGGCAAGGACAUGCCCCUACCUAUGACUGUGCAGAGGACACCACUCAACUGGAAAGAGUUGGACAGCUCCCUCCUGUUUUCUGAAGCUGCCACAGGGGAGGAAUCUCUUCUCAGUGAGGGUCUCCGGGAGUCACUUAGCUCCUACAUCAGCCUGACUGAGGAGGCUGUCUCUUUGGAUGAUGCCUAGGCCCAAAGGAGAGGCAGAAAGGGAAACCAAGGCUGUAGCACCUAAAACCCCAAUUCAGCCCAACCUCCUGAGCAUGCUAGAGGCAAGGCUGUGCACUCAGUGAGGGAGGGCUGGGACACAGAGGGGCAUCCAGGGUCCGACCCAUACCUUGCUCUUUCCUCCCUUGGCCUUAGGAAGUCACCUACCUCUUCCCUGUGCUGUGAUCCCACCUGCAACCUCUAGUCUGAGUGCAGAAAAGCUGGGAGCAGGGCCAGGGUUCCAAAAAGAGAGUAAGCCUCCUGGAGGUGUGACCCAGCCAGUUCUUGAGUUUGGGGUUGCCAGUACCAUUUGGAUGCCCUGCCUGUUGAGUCCCAUUCCACAUCCCCACCAUUAAGCAGGCCCCACCUGCAAAGUAGAAACAACCCCUAGCAUCAGUGAAAAAAUCAUUUUCAGAAAAUUUACAAGUGCCGUUGAGACCACCACCACACUGCAGCAGGUCAGACUGUGGCCUAGAAGAGAAAGCUGAGAUGAUGUCUUACCAUAGCGGCAGACCUUGGGUGAUCCAGAUUCUACGUGACCCCCAGAGCAAAGGGAAAGACUUCUGACAGUCUAGGUCUUCAAAUAUCCCCCACUGAGGAAAACAGCUCCAGCACUGAUUUUUUUUUUUUUUGAGACGGGGUCCUGCUCUGUUGCCCAGGCUAGAAUGCAAUGGCGUGAUCUUGGCUCACUGCAACCUCUGUCUCCUGGGUUCAAGCAAUUCUCCUGCCUCAGCCUCCUGAGUAGCUGGGAUUACAGGCCCACGCCACCAUGCCUAGCUAAUUUUUUUUGCAUUUUUAGUAGAGACAGGUUUUCACCAUGUUGGCCACGAUGGUUUUGAACUCCUGACCUCAAUUGAGCUGUCCGCCUUGUCCUCCCCAAGCGCUGGGAUUAUAGGUGUGAGCCACUGCAUCCAGCUUAGCUCUAAGAUUUGUAUUUCAUUUUGUGGCUUACCAUUCCCUAACACACUGGCCUUGCUAUCUUGAGCCAAAUACAAAAUAACACCUCUUAGGUCUAGCACACUGCAGAGAGGCCACCUUUCUCAGUGCUGGGCAGGGGCAUCAGAAGAUGCUAAGACCUCUCUCCACAAUGCCAAGACCGAGGCCAUAGCCUACACCAAACGUAGCCCUUGAUUUUCCUACUGCUCCCAUGAAGAGCAAGAGGUCUGCUGGAUCUGCUAAGGGAACAGGGAGAGGAAGAAAGAGGGACAAGGGUGGGAGGCACCACCUCUAGUGCUCCUACUGGGUUCCCAAGCUACAGGUGGUAUGGAAAAGGCUUUUUCAGGUAUCAUCAACAGGUUCUCAAUUAAAGAUCUGAUUUAUUCAAGUAUCUGAAAACAUUCUACAAUGGAAACUGUUGUUAGAUGCUGCCUGUACUGUGCUAUGGACCAUGCACAUACAGCCAUGCUGUUUCAGAAGACUUGAAAUGCCACUGAUAGUUUAAAAACUGUACAGCUGAUGGAGAAUCGAGGAAGACAAUUUAAUGUUUCAUCUGAAUCCGGAAGUGCAUCAAAUUAAAUGACAGCUCCGCUUGGCAAA